GAUAUAUUCUUUUAUUUGUGCAUGUAACACCGUAUGUCACGUACCUUCUGUUGGUGUUGUCCGAAGUGCCUUAAUCAUACGAUCAUAUGCAUACUAUUUUGUUUUUUGUUCUUGUUUUUUUCUUUUUCAAAGCGUACUAUUUUUGUUUAAAUAAAUUUUAUUUACAUAUGCUAUACUGUCUUAUGUGAGAAUCAUGGAUUUGUGGUCGGGUGAACAAAUACCCCGUGCCUAUAAAUUUGAUAAUGAACAUGUGUUACAUAUCAAUGGUAGUGAAAAUGAAAUCCAUAGCAGUUUUUGUGCCAAAACAUGGAUCUCAAGUCUUUCUUCCUUCUCCGAAUCACAACUUGUUUCCAGUAAACAAACUCUCUUGCUUUCCGCUGAUGUCGGUUCCCACUAAGCCUCCAAAGUUUGUUCGUUUGAAGGCAACUACUACCAUGACUCGUGAUGAUCAAGAAAGCAAUCGCACGUUUAAGGAAUUGCUACCUUCUCCAUGGACUGAUCAGUUCCACACUAUUUCUGUCGAUGUCUCCGAAAUUAAUGCGCUUAGGAAAGAAAUCGAUGUACUAAAGCCAAAAGUGAAGAAGGCGCUCAUGUCUUACCAAGGGAUCGAUUCAGCAAAGAAGAGAAUUCUUAUGAUAUAUUUGUUGGUGAGCCUUGGCCUUGCACAUCACUUUGAGGACGAGAUAGAUGAGACUAUAAAAGAAGGUUUCGAAAAGAAAGAGGAGAUGAUAGAAGGUGAAAAUGACUUGUACACAGUGUCCAUCAUCUUCUGGGUUUUUAGGAGAUACGGUCACCAUAUAUCUUCCGAUGUAUUCAGGAGAUUCACAAAGGACAACGGAAAUUUCAAAGAAUCUCUUGUCGGAGAUGCCAAGGGUAUGUUGAGCUUGUAUGAAGCUGCUUAUUUGCGGACGACAAAAGAUUAUAUAAUGGACGAAGCAUUGAUAUUUACAUCUAGACACUUGGAGUCACUGGCUGCUGAUGGAACGUGCCCUCCUCAUCUCUCAGUACGUAUUCGAAAUGCUCUUACUCUACCUCAGCACUGGAAUAUGGAGAUGUUAUUCCCGGUGGAAUAUAUCUCAUUCUUUGAACAAGAAAACGAUCAUGACGAGAUGCUACUCAAAUUCGCUAAAAUCAGUUUCAAGUUAGUACAGCUCCAAUACCUUCACGAACUCAAAAUCCUUGCAGAAUGGUACAAUGAUCUAGAGUUUGAAUCCAAGCUACCACCUUACUUCAGACACAGAAUCGUCGAAAAUCAUUUCUUUGUACAAGCGAUGUGCUUUGAGCCACAAUUAUCACGUGCAAGGAUUAUAAUGGUUAAGUACUUCACAAUUUUAGUGAUUCUAGAUGACACAUUUGACAGAUAUGCAUCUCUUCCGGAAGCUGAAGGCCUCGCUAAUAGCUUGGAAAGGUGGGCUCACGAGCAUACCAUGGAUAAACAGCCUGAUUAUUUGAAAUUCGUGUUGAACUUUAUGACAGAUACUUUCGAAGAGUUUGAAAGAGAACUUGGGCCACAAGGAAGAUCAUACAACGUGAGCGCCUCAAAGGAAGUGAACAUUAGUUAUUGCCUUUGGUUGCCAACUUGGAGAUCGGAAGGGUGGUACAGUUUAGGCCAGUUAUAUGAAUUAAGUACCGAGCUGAGCCGAAUCAUCGUAAAAUAUACGAAUGGUACCAGCCUUGCCAAGUUGCCAGACACUGAUCCUUACCAGAAGACAUGUAGUGAGGGUAUAUCCUGAAGACCCAGAGAUGAUGGAAGCUGUGUACAUGACAUGUUAGGAUAUCACACAGAUUACAAGAUCAUGAGUUGAAAGAAGUUAACAGUUGCGUAUAUUUGUUGAACUAUUCAGAUUUGUCUCCUUUAUCUUUGUAUACUAUGUUUUCUGUUUUAUCAUUCUUGUGCAAGAACAUGUUUUUCUCAACACUUCUCGAGUCUUGAACUAUCCACAUUAUAUAAUUCUGUUAAUCUUGUUUUACUAUUCUCUCCCUCCAAUAAAAUUCUCUAGCUCCUUAAAAAUCCUCAUCACUUUAUUUAGUUCGCACUCCUCUAAUGACCCAUCACUUGAUGUUGUUUACAGAUAUUCAGUUUAAACAGAAGCUAAUGCUGAGCUUAUGAUCUAGGUGGCUUAUGGUCUUCACUGAUGCAAGUAAUUAACUACCCUCCAAAUACUUUGAUAAUAUGAAAACUAGGUAGUUCGUGCAGGCAGAUCUAUCUUUUUGAGACUGUCGUGAUCUUGGGCAUGGUCUCAUGUUUGUAGCCAGUAAUAGUUUCUCAUUUUAUAGAAGAUGAAGUCAACAACACUUGACUAGUUAUAUAGUAGAUUAGAUAAUUUUAAGAUCGUGUUUCAACCCAAUAAGAAAAAAAUGGAAUGACUAAUUAAAUGAUAAAUGCGAUUUUUUUUGUUUCUUGAAUCAUUUCUAUAAUUGUAUUCGAUAGUGUUCAGUAGCACUCCUCAAUAAGAUAAGACCAUGUAGUGAAUGAUUUGGAUUAACGAAAAUAGAUUUUGAGCAUUAAAACUAAAAUUACUUAAUUAAGUUUUCUACACACUUCUUAGGUAUAAGGCCCUUGGGCCCUAAUCUGCACAGAUAAGGACAAAUCAUUUUAUUGUUACGCGGAGUAAGCCCAUUAGAAUACGACUUGCACAAUCAUAAAUAAAUAAAUAAGAAAAGACAAACCAAUCAAUUUCUUACACGUCAUACCAAGUGAUGUGGGGCCAACGUACUGCAGCUAAUUAGGCAAGAGUAAUCGACCAAACAACAAGAGUUUCAAAAGAUCGAAAGAAGAAGAAAGGAUGCCUCUGAGUGCGACAAUGGUGGGAGCUCUGCUGGGACUCGGCACCCAGAUGUACUCCAACGCUCUCCGCAAGCUCCCUUACAUGCGCCAUCCGUGGGAGCAUGUGGUGGGGAUGGGACUCGGUGCUGUGUUCGCGAACCAGCUCGUGAAAUGGGAUGUGAAGCUCAAGGAAGAUCUCGACGUGAUGCUCGAUAAGGCUAGAGCUGCCAACGAGCGCCGUUACUUUGAUGAAGAUCGGGAUUAAUUAAUUGAGUGAUCUUUGAAGUCUUCCUCUGAAGUCAUCUCAAGUGCUUGUUUGUUUUGUUUGAUCUUCCCUGUAAAAUUGCAGCUUUUCUUAGAGCUGGUUAUCUUUUGCUUAAUGAACCUAAAGAUUUGUGUUCUACAAUCUGAAUCUGGCUAAUAAUUUCGAAUGAGAAACCCUUUCAUUGA
Brassica rapa (field mustard) is the source of this 3217-nucleotide messenger RNA. RefSeq names its product putative terpenoid synthase 7. NCBI's taxonomy places the organism in Eukaryota, Viridiplantae, Streptophyta, Magnoliopsida, Brassicales, Brassicaceae. The record is from RefSeq and is a predicted model, not a curated record. Gene Ontology annotation, biological process: diterpenoid biosynthetic process. Gene Ontology annotation, molecular function: magnesium ion binding; terpene synthase activity.